AUGAAGAUCAAGACAAUCAAGAGAAGUUCCGAUGACUAUGUUCCGGUGAAAAGUACGCAGGAAUCCCAGCUUCCUCGUAACUUAAAUCCAGAGUUACAUCCAUUUGAAAGGGCUCGUGAGUAUACCAAAGCUUUGAAUGCUACUAAGAUGGAAAGAAUGUUCGCAAAACCAUUUAUUGGCCAGCUUGGUUAUGGUCAUAGGGAUGGUGUCUACACUAUUGCGAAGAAUUACAAUAAUUUAAACAAGUUGGCCUCUGGUUCUGCAGAUGGUAUUAUCAAGUAUUGGAACAUGUCAACUCGUGAAGAGUUUGUUUCUUUCAAAGCACAUUAUGGUUUGGUUACUGGUCUCUGUGUUACUCCAGAACAUACAUCCAAAAAUAAAAAUGAAAAUUUCAUGUUAUCUUGUGGUGAUGACAAGACUGUCAAGUUAUGGUCAGUAAAUAAUGACGAUUUCUCGAAUGUGAAAUCUGACGCAGAAUUAAACACAGAAGGUUUGUUGAAAACUUUCUACGGUGAACAUGCUUUCCAAGGUAUUGAUCAUCACAGAGAAGCUUCUACCUUUGUGACAGGUGGUGCCCAAAUUCAUUUAUGGGAUUCAAACAGGUCGAAGCCAAUUUCUAACUUAUCCUGGGGUGCCGACAACAUCACAAGCGUUAAGUUCAAUCAAAAUGAAGUUGAUAUCUUGGCAAGUACCGGUAGUGACAAUGCUAUUGUGUUAUAUGAUUUGAGAACAAACUCUCCAACUCAAAAGAUCAUCCAAACAAUGAGAACCAACGCCAUAUGUUGGAAUCCAAUGGAGGCAUUCAAUUUUGUCAUCGCUAAUGAAGAUCAUAAUGCUUACUACUAUGAUAUGAGAAACAUGUCACGUGCCUUGCACGUCUUUAAAGAUCAUGUCAGUGCAGUUAUGGAUGUUGACUUCUCUCCAACUGGUGAUGAAAUUGUAACAGGUUCAUACGAUAAGACAAUUAGAAUAUUCAAAACAAAUCAUGGUCAUGCAAGAGAAGUUUAUCACACAAAGAGAAUGCAACACGUUUUUCAAGUUAAAUUUUCCAUGGAUUCCAAAUAUAUUAUCAGUGGUUCCGAUGAUGGUAAUGUAAGAUUAUGGAGAAGUAAAGCUUGGGAAAGAUCCAACGUCAAGACAACUAGAGAGAAGAAUAAAUUAGAUUAUGAUGAAAAGUUGAAAGAAAGGUUCAAGCAUAUGCCAGAAAUCAAAAGAAUUAGUAGACACAGACAUGUUCCUAAAGUUAUUAAAAAGGCCCAGGAAAUUAAGGGUAUUGAGUUAAGCUCCAUGAAGAGAAGAGAGAUGAAUGAAAGGCGUACUAGGAAAGAUAUGCCAUUCGUUUCAGAGAGGAAAAAGCAAAUUGUCGGUACUGUUUUCAAUCAUGAAGAAGGGAAGAGGAGAAGUAAUAAAUCAGAAGAGGAGAACGGUGACGAUAGUGCAUAG
Messenger RNA from Kazachstania africana CBS 2517, 1443 nucleotides. RefSeq names its product rRNA-processing protein SOF1 (gene SOF1). Gene Ontology annotation, cellular component: nucleolus; small-subunit processome. The transcript has a single exon. The coding region runs from base 1 to 1443 and encodes 480 amino acids. The record is from RefSeq and is a predicted model, not a curated record. NCBI's taxonomy places the organism in Eukaryota, Fungi, Ascomycota, Saccharomycetes, Saccharomycetales, Saccharomycetaceae. Gene Ontology annotation, molecular function: protein binding. Gene Ontology annotation, biological process: maturation of SSU-rRNA from tricistronic rRNA transcript (SSU-rRNA, 5.8S rRNA, LSU-rRNA).